AUGCGUCUCUGGUCUGGCUGCCUGUGGGCAGCCCUCGCCCUGUCUGUCAAUGCACAGUCUAACUCUUCCGAAGCCGUCGACCCUGCGACUGUCGCCUUGCCUGACAGUGCCCCGUUGAACUCGACCGAUGGGAUCGAGCCGGCGGACUUUAAUGUCACCCAGGCGCUGGUGGACAUGGGAGUCGACGUGUCUGCACUUCCUGUUGCCCAACUUGCUGAACGCUCGUCUAACGCUGCCUGUUCGCUUGCAUGCGGCUCCCUGGAACUCCUGUAUGGUGCAUCAAGUGUCGAGUUCAGCAAUAGCGCCGCGUAUGACGCCUUCACAUCCGGCUAUUGGUCUCAGAUCCAGGAGAAUGUGAACCCUUACUGCAUCUUCAACGCGCCCAACAAAGGAGCUGUGGCUGUGGUGAUUCUGCUUUCUCGACUGACUACCUGCCCCUUUGCGGUCAAGAGCGGUGGCCAUGCAGCGUUCCAAGGUGCUUCCAACAUCGAAGGCGGCAUCACUGUCUCUCUCGCCGCGCUGAACACCAUCACCGUCUCUAGUGACAAGAAGACCGUCGCUGUCGGACCAGGCAAUACCUGGAAUGCCGUGUAUACAGCCCUCGCCCCAUACAAUUUGGCAGCCAUCGGCGGACGGGUUGCGCCCAUUGGUGUCGGUGGUCUCACGCUUGGGGGUGGCAUAUCCUUCUUUUCCUCUCUGUACGGAUGGGCCUGCGACAACGUUGCAUCGUACGACGUGGUUCUUGCCUCGGGAGUCCAGGUCACGGCGUCACCGUCGACCAAUUCCGACCUCUACUGGAGUCUUCGCGGCGGUGGUAACAACUUCGGCAUCGUCGUCAACUUCAACCUCGCCACCAUCAACCUGCCCGGGAGCGAGCUGUGGGGGGGCACUCGUGUAUACACCGAGGAUCAAUUUGCGGACCUAGCCAAUGCUUUUGCCGGAGUCGUGAGCGACUCUCCCAACGAUGGCAACGCCGGCCAGUGGGUUGCCUGGCUGGAGAGCAAUGGCACGAAAAUCGCCUCUGCGGAACUCUACUACGGCCAGCCCAACGGCGGCAGUGCCGCGAUCUGGGACAGCUACAACGCGCUUACGGCCAUCUCGGACUCGACACAGAACCGACAGCUUGCCGCGUACACGGCGGAGCUCGCGAGCUCGAAUCCUUACGGGCUGCGCGAGUCGUACUACGGGCUCACGGUCAAAGCGGACGCCUCGCUCGCGGCGCUGGCCAAGGACAUCUUCUACCAGGAGCUGCCGGCGACAGCCAAUGUGGCUGGUGCGAACCCCGUGCUGCUGUACCAGGGCAUCACUUUGCCAAUGAUCGAGCUCAUGCAGAAGAACGGGGGCAAUCCCUUGGGCAUCGCCGUGUCCGAUGGGCCCCUAUACCUGAUCCACGUCGCGUGCUGGUGGGACAAUGCUUCGGACGACGCCACCAUCUAUGCCUUCAUCACCAGCGUGCUGACCCAGAUCAAAGCCGCCGCGACCCAAAUCGGCAAGCAGAACGACUACCUCUACAUGAACUACGGCGGCGUCUACGAGGACGUGAUCCAGAGCUAUGGCGCCGCCAACAAGGCCAGCCUCAAGAGCAUCGCCGCCAAAUACGACCCCCAGCAGGUCUUCCAGAUCCUGCAGCCGGGCUAUUUCAAGCUCGACCGCGCCCCCGUCGUCGACUCGAGUUAUUUCUCGGGCUAG
Molecule: messenger RNA, 1689 nt
Organism: Fonsecaea multimorphosa CBS 102226
Lineage: Eukaryota; Fungi; Ascomycota; Eurotiomycetes; Chaetothyriales; Herpotrichiellaceae
Exons: 2
Coding region: 1-1689 (562 amino acids)
Molecular function (GO): FAD binding
Source: RefSeq, a predicted model, not a curated record